AUGGAAGAAACUUCUAAUCCCGAAAUAAGAAUGGAAGAAGAGACUUAUCCCGAAAUUCUUCAUGGAGAAGAACAUAAUACUAUACAAAACGCAAGAUUAGAAGACAAAAUACCCGUGGACCAAGAGUAUAAUAAAUCAAGUCAGACAUUUCAAGAUAAUAUUAAUAUUUUAAACAACUUGAUUCCACUGAUUGGUCCCGGCAACCCUCUCGAAGAAUACUUUAAAGAUACCCAAAGCUUAUCGUCUUGGAUGGCAACAACUUUUGAAAACUUCCCCGCGUUUCCAUCAAAAACAACCCCUCAAAUCGAUCUUGAUUCCAUAAACUCCGCAGAAGUUUCACUAAGCGGAAUAGAAAAUAAAUUAUCAAGUAAACAGUUUGAAUAUCUUCAAUUAGGCGACCUCCUAACUAAAACGAACUCUCUUGUUGAGACUUCUUCUAAUGAAGAAGUUAAACAAAACCUUGUAAAAAUUUCUUCUUCUAUAGAAAUCUCUUGGAAUGCUUUUACUAGUUUGGUAAAUUUAAGUAAACUUAAAUUACAAGAGUUAAAUUGGGUAGUUGAAUUAAGAACAAAAAUGGGUGAUGUGGAUGUUGAAGUUAAAAAAGUUGAGGCUAUGUUGGAUGGUGUUGAGGAAUCAAUAAAGAAGGCUCACGAUGAUGGUGGUGCUACCCCUAGUCCAAAUAAUACUGGCAUUAUAAGUACUACUUCAUCCAGUGAAAUCACUGUCACCGGUAUUAUAUUCUCUACUUCAGUCUUGGAUGAAUGGUACACCAAGGUUGUCGCCGUGGAAGAGUUGGUUCUCGGUGUUGAUGGUGUUGAUAAUAAAGUUAAAGAAAUUAAUCAAUUUCUCCUACACGAUCGAUUCAUAGCACCUGAUGAUUUGAUUGAUCAUAUUCAAAAUAUUAUCACUUCUAAUGUUUCAAAUCUUAAAAAUAAGAUUAACACCACAAAACAAAAACUUCAACAUGAUCGUCGUAUAGGAAGAUGGUUUGAUGAUGCUAAUGAAGUUGAUAAAUAUAUUUCUGAUACUAAAAAUAAGGUUAAAGAAUUAGAAGUUCCCGAUUUCGUUAAUAAACAUGAAUGGUCUGAAGAUGAUUUGAAUGUUGUAUCUAUUGUGAAUGAGCGAAGAGAAACUUUAAAUACUAUCUUGAAUGAUUCUAGUCAAUGUAAAUCAAAAAUUGAUGACCUUGAGAAGAAAGCUAUCGAUAUAACUAAUGCCAUUAAAGAUUCAAUGGAUCGUGAAGAUCAAGCUGCAGUCGAAUUAAUGACAAAACAACUUAAAAACCUCAAUGAUAGACUCAUAAGAUUAUUUGAGUUUAUUACUCUCCUUUUAGAACAAACGACUACAGAUCGUUUUUCUAUCGUUAUAAAUAUUCUAACAUCUAUGCAAAGCAUGCGUAAUCAGAUGGCUCAAAUAAGAAAAGAUAUUAUUGAAUAUAACGAUGCUGGUUUGGUUCAUGGUGACGUCAAAGAACUAGAAACUCAAAUAACCGAUUUCGAAUCUAAUUUAUUAACUGAUGAUUCUGCCAUUUCAAAAGCUUUAAGGCAUAAACAUGCUAAACUUCUCCUUACUAUUCAAAAUAUUCGAAUUGCUCUGGCUGAAAAUAAACUUAAAAUGGCUGCUUAUUUAAGUCCUUCAAGUCCUACCUCUCCUACUUCUGCUAGUUCCGAAUUUGAUCGUCUAAGUGUUAAAAUACAAGAUCAAUUAGAUGCUUUUCAUGCUCAACUUGUAUCACCUCCUACUUAUAUGAUUGAUACUACAAAUUCUGAAAAUGAUGAACCUCAACGUAUUCAUGGUUUAACUUGUACUGAUGAUCAUGUUGAUGAACUUACUGAACGUUAUGGUAAAAUUGACUCUGAUUUAACCAUUUUUGAAAGAAGUUUGUGGGUUGAAUUUUGGUUGAAAAGUGAACCUGCCAAAAAAACUCGUGGAAAUGAAGUUAUUGAUCGUAUAAAUGAUUUAGAAGCUAAAUUCUCUUCAAUAAAAGAUUUAAUUGAAGAACGAAAACGUGAUCUACAAAAUAUCAAAGAGGGAAGAGAAUUUGCAAGGAGUGCUAAUGAAAUUCGUGAUAAACUUGAUGAAGUUAAAGGAAAAAUGAGAAAGGGUGAUACAACAACUGAUGCCUCAAUUCAGGAAUUGGAUGCUCUUAUGGUCGAUACUAAUAAAAUGUUGAAUAAACUUGAAUCUUCUUUUACCCUUUUAAUAUCACCUGAAGCUCAAGAUCAAAGUUACAGAGAUGCAUUUAAUAAUCAUAAAGAACAAUAUGUUCGUGUUCUAGCUUGGAUCGAAGAAGUUCGUGUUUGGUUCAAAGAAGCUGAACGUAUACGUUUAUGGAUUGAUGAACGUAUCAAUACUUUGGAAAGUGUUCCUCAAAUUGAUGUUUUCCAAGAAGGUGAUGCACCUGCUACCCAAGAACAAGUUGACGAAUGGCAAAAAGACUAUGAUGAAUUAGAAAGAGAAGUUGAAAAAUUUGAUGCUGAAGACAUGACUCGUUUAAGAGCUCAUGUGAAAAAUAUAAUGGGAAAUGAAGUGGCUCCUUCGGACUCGAUGUCUCCGGCUGAUACUAUGACUAUUUCCAUUACUUUACAGACAUUAACAAUUCUUGAUCAAUUAUUAGAAAUGUUGAAACGUCGUGAAAAUGAAUUGGUAGUAUUGGCUUUACGUGUAAAAUGGGAACGUGAACUUGGUAAAGCAUUGAACGUUCGAGAUAGAAUAACAAGUGAAAUUAGUGAAUUUAUCCUAAAUAGAGGCAGGUGGAAACCACCGGUUUCACCCAGAGAAGAUGGCUGGUUUAUUGAUUCACCUCAACCUAGGCAACGUGAUGUUACAUUAGAAAAUCAAACACAUAAUAAUAAUAUUGAAGACUUUGAAAAUAAUAUUAUUCCUCCGACGGGUGAAAUUUUUGAUGAAUUAGUCGAUUCAUCAAAUGUACCAGUUCCAGAACAUUUGCUUGUGAGGCAAGAAAAUAUUGAAGAAGGGGAUCUUCAAGAUUUAAAAGAUUAUUAUACUUUCGCAAGAGACGUUAUAACACAACGAAAACAAGUUCUAGAUUAUGCAGAGACUGCGGGAAACACUCAUACAAGAGGAAUUAAUUUAAGGGAUGAAUUGAUUAAAGAAGAAGAAAAUCCACGUGGUGGAUCAGUGGAAAAGGACUAUCUUGCACGCGUUAAUGAACUCAACAACCGGGUUGAAACUUCAUGGAAUUCAAUGGCUAUGAAAGUUAUCUAUCCAGAACAUAGUAGUCAUGACCCUGCCGAAAAUGAUAUCGUUCGUGAAGGUGUUACCGCCUAUCACAAAAAUUUGCAAGGGUUACUACAGGAAACCAAUGAAGCGUUAAAAAAUUAUCAACGUGCUUUACGAUUUGUCAAAAUGGCCGAAGAGUAUAAAAAGGAAGCAGCCCGUUUGGAAGAAUGGAUUACCAAAAAGGAUGAUUUUGUCAAAAAUCGUAAAUUUGACAUUUUUCAAGAACCUUGUAGAUUCUCUGCCAAAAGUAUAGAAGAUUAUGUUACUGGAAAUGCUCAAAUAGUCAUGGAUGUUCAUGAUUUUGAUAAGGAUGAGCUCAAAGUUCUUCAAGCAAGAGUUGCUGAAUUAGUUGCUGAAAUAAAAGCCGUCGGAACAAAAUGUGUAAAUACCGAAGAGCUCAAUAAUAUGAUGACCAAUCUAAAUACAAAACUUGGUGUACUUCAAGAUAAUAUUCAAGUCCUACGCCAACGUGAACCUGACGAGGUGGAUGCUGCACAAAAACGACUCGCUUGGGAAGAUUCAUAUAAAGAUUCACGUAAAUUUAUUGACUCCUCUCUCAAGGAAUCAAAAGAUUUUAUGGCAUCUAAAGCUUCAUGGAAUACUAAAACUCCUGAAGAUAAAUCUGCCCGUGAAGGUCUCGAACAAGAAUAUUCUACAUUCAAAGAAAAAGUUGAAACUCAUUUACAGAUGUUUGAAACUGAUCAUAAAUCAAAAUAUGACGCAUUUAUUGAAGCGAGCGAAAAGCUAACCGAUAAAGAUCGCAGAAACAAUAUUGAAAAACGACAAUCCAAUCUCGAAAAUGAUGCAAACAAACUCAAUGAACACGUAUAUUAUACUCGUGAUCUCUUGGAUCAACGUGCUGCUGCUGUCGAGUAUAAUUUCGAAGCAACAGUUUUGGACAAAGUUGCAACCGAACUUAAGGCUAGUUUGAUUGAAGCAGAGAAAAAUGUUUCAAAAGGUCCUAGUGAAAUUGAUUUUGAUACAAACAUAAAAGAUUUCAGCCAAAAAGUUAAAAAUCUAUGGGAAGAAUAUGGAUCAAAAAUUCCAUAUCCUUCAAGUCCUAUUAUGAACGAAGUAAAGGUUACUAAAAAUGCGGUUAUUAAAGAGUCUGCUCAGAAACGACUUUCUUCUUUAGAAUCUAUGGGUGAAGAAUUAGAAAAGUUAUAUGAGACUUAUCAAUCCUCUCUAGCACUCCAAGCACGUGCUAACGAAUGCUUGAAAGAUUCUUCGCGUGUACAAGAUUGGAUAGUUGAACGAUUAAAAGACCUUAAUGAUCGCAAAAUUGAUCCAUUAGCCCAGGAUUGCUUAUGGAAUGAAUCUCAAGUUCGUGAGAUGAUUGAAGAACAUGAAAAAUUCAAACAAGAAAAUACUAGAGUUGAUAUUGAAGACGUUAGCCAAGUUCGUCGUAACCUCGAAAUGUUGCUUGAGGAUAUCAAGAAAGCAAAUUGUAAAAGCGUUGACCAAAAACCACUUCGCGAUGCAUUGGACAAUCUCAACAAAAACUUUGGUGAUCUGCAAAACUUAUCAUCUUUGCAUCAAUUAGAUCUUAAUGUGUUGCAAGAACGUGCCAAAUGGGAAGAUUUAUACGGACCUAAUUCUACAUUACUUAAUGACUUAACAAAUCAAGUUAAUGACUUUAUCGCCAACAAAGCAAGGUGGUCACCCGAAACUGCCGUACCAGAAUCCGACUUGCAGCAAGAGUUUACGGAAUUUAAGCAAAAAGUUUCAGAAUUUGAAGAAAAACCAUUAGCAUUAACUAAAUCUGCAUAUAACGACAUGAAAUCAGCGAUAAAAUCAUUUCUAUCACAACAACCACCACCACAUAUUGCAAAUCGUCAUGUUGAAUUCACCCAACAUUAUGAUAACUUGAUUGGACGUAUGGAUUUGGCUAAGCAAGUAUUGGAUCAACGAGAUGCUAUUGAUGCUUACCUCAAUCAAUCCAACGUUGUUGAAAAUGAAGGUAAUUCAUUAAAAGCUUUGCUGAAAUCUACUGAGGAAAAUUGUGAAGCUGAUCCAGGAUUCGCCGAAAAAAUCGCUACUUUUAAUGAGUCUUUAAAUAAUUUGAAAAAGGAUUUUGUUGCAAAAAUACUUUACCCCAAAGACAAAAUAUCAGACAAAGAUGUUAAUGCAUCAAUCAAGCAGGUGGUGGAUGAACGUAUGGAAGAACUUGAAAAGUUGUCCAAAGAGAUUGACAGCCAAUUCAAUUCGUAUAAAAAAACCAUGGAAUUUUCAGGAGAACUUGAUGAUGCACUUGCAAACGCUAAAAGAAUUGAAGAUGAACUUGAUCAAUUCAUCUUUGAAAAAGCAUCAUGGCAAACACAAGAUCCAGAUAUAAGUAAAGAUGUUGAUUCAAUGGUCAAAAAUUUAUUGGCUGAAUUGGAUAAAAUCAAUAAUAAAGUUGCGGGAUUUGAAAAGAAAACGCUCAAGUCUAUGAAUACUAAAUUCGAUGAAUAUCAAAAUGUCAUGAAUUCAGACGAAAAGGAUGUUCCAGAACAUGUUGAGAAGCUUCAUAAAGAAUUAAAUGAAUUACUAAAUGACUUGAAAUCUCUCGACGAUUUUGCUCGAGAAAUUAUUAAGCAGCGUAAAGAUGUCACAGAAUACAUGAAUAACAGUGCUAUGUUAGAAAAGGAGGCACGAGAAAUUCAAGAGAUCCUUUUAACUAACGAACCAAGCUCACCCGGAGGAGAAGGAAAUACAGUUUCUAACGCUGUCGACAGUUUUGCAGAAAGAGUUGAACGUUUAUGGGAUGAUGAUGCUUCAAAAAUUGAUUAUCCAAAAUGUACGAUACAGAAUGAUAAGGACCGAAUAGGUCGAGCGGGAGAUUGUAAUUCUGUUAUACGUGAAGCAGUAAAUGCUCAAAAUGCAUCAUUAAAAUCAUUGGCAAAUAGUUUGAAUGAUCUUCUUCACACACAUCAAAAUGUUUUACGUCGUAAAAAGAUGAUCGAAUCAUACAUGAACCAGGCCAGAGACGUUGAAGCUUGGAUACAACCAAAAUCAGACAUUUUGCAUAGUAUUCUUAAUGAUGAUACUUUAGGAGAAUCAACAGAAGGUAGAUUACGUGAACUUAUUGGCGAAGUCGAUAGUGUCGAAGCUGCACGUCAAGCAUAUAACAGUGCGUUUGAUUUCGCCAAAAACUUGGCAGAUAAAUUGAUUGAAGAGAUGACAUAUGAAAUUCAACGUGGAGGUGAAGAUGUUGAAGACAUAAAAGCAGAUCUAGAACUUGUAAGCUCUAGGGUACAAGAAAUUGAUGCAUUAUGGGUUGAAUUACAAGACAACGUCCUCAAGUCUAAACAAAGAUUAGAACAAGCACUUCAAGUUGUAGAGUUUAAGGAAAAAGCCAAAGGAAUUCUUUCAAAGAUUGAUGAUUUAUCUAAUGUAAUAACAAAUAGUCUGGUAGAAUCUGUAUCUGACACUGAAAUGAAAGAUUGGCAAAUUAAAUUAAACUCUUUGGAACAAGCAGAACUUUUUGAUCUAAUAAAACUUCACGAUUUAGCUCUAGAAAAUCUAAAAGAUAAUUUUGGUAUUCUGAGUGAUAAAGAAACUAAAGAAAUUGAAGCCACCUUGAAUAACGUUAUUAAUUCUAUUAACUCGUUGAAAAAAUUAAUGGGUGAAAAGACUGAAGAAAUUGAGAUUUAUAAAUCCGCUCAAAUCGCUGGAGCUUAUAUGAAUCGUGCUAAUGAUCUACAAAAAUGGAUUGAUGACUUUAUCGUAGCUUUUGCGAAUGCUAAACCAACUUAUGGUAUUAUGGGAGAUGAUAAUGAACUGAACACUAAGAAUUUCCAUGAAUUAGUUGCAGUUUUGGAUAAUUUACAAAAUCAAUUACCCUAUCGUAAUGAACAGAUUGAAAGCAUCCGUGAAGAAUAUGAAGAUAUCACCUCACAAGAGGGUAUUCGAGAAUUAAAAGAUAUAAUGAAAUGUCACGAGCAUCUUAAUAAAUCCUGGGAUGAACUUUUUGCAUCUGUAGAUGAUUUUAAGAACUUUACUACAAAAGUUGCUCAAUGGCAUGACCAACAUGGUACUAUUUAUCAGGUUGAAACUAAUAUAUUAGAUGGAUUAGAAUCUCGUAUAAACGCUUUACCCAGUGUAGAUUUCUCAAAUUUGGAAGCUGAAGGCAAAGAAUUAGAUGAAAAUAUUAAAAAAGCUGCAUUAAUACUUGAAGAUACUAAAGCUGCAGCUAAUCAUGUUCCUUUCACGCCGGACGAUAAUCUCGAUGUAACAAACCGACAAAGCUUUGAUAUUCAUCACGAUAAAGCAAGUAAAAAACUAUUAGAAUUGUCAGAUGCGUUCAAAACUGCUCUCACUGCAGCUCACAAUGCUUCGCAAUUGGCAGCGUUCCAUGCUGAUGCAGAUCGAAUUAUUAAAGAAUGUUAUGAAGGAACUGCAGUUGUUAAAUCAAGACAUGAGGACCUUGAUCGUAGCGGCUACUAUGCUCUAGAAGUUGAACCACUCGCAAAUGUGCUUAAAAAAGCUAUUGAUGAAUAUACAGAAAGCGAAGACAAAUUGGGAAUUUAUGAUCAAAAGGUUAAGGUUGAUUUGAAGCAAGAAGCUGAUAAACUUAUUGACCAAAAUCCUGAAGCCAAUAAGGAUCGUAUAUUGAACAUUUUCAGUAAGGUGACAGGAGCUUUGGAGAAGUUUUCUGACGCUGUCGCACUUGAACGUCGUGAACUCGAACUUGUACGUAGAGUUUAUGCACAUGCCAAAUCUGCACACGAUAUAAAAAAUUGGAUGUCAUCUUGUAAAUUAGCAAUGCUGAAUAUUCAAGUCGGUUCAAUUGGUAUAAUUGAUCAAGAAGCAGAGAUAGUGGAUUUAGAAGAAAAAGUUGCUAGUUUCCAAAAUACAGUUGAUCAGUUCAAAGAUAUGAGCCACCGAGUUCUAAUACCUGAAGCCGAUAGUAGAGACAUUGAUGAGCCUCAACCUGAGGAAUCAAAUCCUAAAAUUAAAGAAUCUGUUCAGACAAGGACAAAUAGAGUUUUAGAGGAAUGGUAUGGUCUUAAUGAUCUACUUGCAAAAUUGAGGUCAAGCCUAAAUGCAUCGAAGGAAGCUCAGGAAGUGUCACGUACUAUUAAAGAUAUACUAGUAGCCAUUGGUCAAGUCAAAGAACGAGUAUUAAAUGUUGAAUCUUUCAUUACUGGUGAAGGAGUUCCAAGGUUACCAACAAAAGAUGAUGUUAUUGAUGGUGUAAGAGAACUUGACGAAAUCCAAAAUGAAGUGGAUAAUAUAUUAACACCUAGGAUUGAAGCACUAGAUGAUAUGAUAAAUAAUUUAACUGAAAAUGACAAGGGUUAUGUUCAACAACGAGCAGGAAUUGCAGAAGCCUUAACUAACCUUCAAAGCCUAAUUGAUAAUAAGAGAGUUCAACUUCGAGAAGCUGAAAAAUUGGCAAAAUUCGGAACAAAAGCAGAUGAAAUGAAUGCAUUAAUGAGUUCAUUACUUGAAGUAGUGGACGCUGCCACUACCACAACACCAGAUUGCCCACUUCAAUUAUUAAGCGUCAUUGACUUGCAAUCGCGUUUCACUGAACUGGAUACCAAAUAUAAUUAUUAUCAUCCUAUCAUAGUCCAAAAAUUAGCAGACGCACAAAGAGCAGCAGAGCCAUUAAAAGAUGAUUGGAGAGUUGUUGACCGUCUAGGCAUUCUGAUAGAACAAUGGAAUGAAUUAAAUGAAGUUGCUUUAGCCAAAAGAGAUGAAUUAAGCCGUCUGCUUUCAGGUCAGAAACCAUUAAUAAAAACACGACCUGGACGAUCCAAUUCACAGUCAGCUAGAGUCAUCUCACCCGGUACCUCCCCAUCACGUCUCAGGCAUCGAUCGUCAACAGCAACAACACGGGCCGCAUCAAGAACUCCAACACGACUUUCUCCAAGUCCAACGCCAGGUACACCAGGGUCGCCAAGGCGUCCACCAAUCCGUCUCUUACCGCAUUCAGUCAACAAUUACAUUCCAGACCCUAAAGAUCAACUUGACGUAGAAGUUGCGCGAAUAGUAAACGCGUGCCCUGUAAAGAUUAAAGUGUCUAUGGUUGAAGGAGAGCCUGGAAAGUAUAUGUUUGGAGAAGUUGAACCUAAGCUAUGUUAUUGUCGUAUUUUAAGAAGCCAACACGCUAACUUGGAACAAAAGUACAUCCCCAAAGCCCGAUCUUUUGUCGGAUCUGACGAAACAGAGUCAAGAACCAACGUCAGUGAGUCCGCUGGUAGUCCCAGUUUUUAUGAGGCGAACAUCCGCUUCGUCCCGAAGGGAUCAGAACUCCGUAUCGAAGGGUCAGAAGGGCUCGGCCCCUUGGCGUUGAAACGAAUGUCGUAUACUAGAAAAGUGAGUAGUCGAGAUACUAAUGAUAGAUCACGUUUGAUAAAACCAACAUCAGCAAAAACUUUGGAUGUGGGCAAUGGGGUUGGCGAUUUUGGUAUAUUACUUGUUUGCCCUGAAGGAAAAUGGGAACGCUCUGGAUUCUUGCCAAAUGAAGAAUAA
Dentiscutata heterogama is the source of this 9705-nucleotide messenger RNA. The record is from the annotation of a GenBank genome assembly. Lineage: Eukaryota; Fungi; Glomeromycota; Glomeromycetes; Diversisporales; Gigasporaceae.